Messenger RNA from Aureobasidium musti, 1567 nucleotides. The record is from the annotation of a GenBank genome assembly. Lineage: Eukaryota; Fungi; Ascomycota; Dothideomycetes; Dothideales; Saccotheciaceae.
AAACCACAUCACACCUACCAUGGAGUUCUUUACUUGGUGCAUGGCCUACCCUUGUCCAUAUGGCCCCUGCACUCCUGCCGAGGUGGAUGAGUGGAAGAGAGAAUGUGAAGCCAUACACGAGAAGCGUCGACAAAGGAAAGAGUUGAAAAGAGCAGCCAAGUGCAGAGCUCUUGGACCUCCCACUCGUCCACCUCCAAAAUAUUCCACCCUCCCAUGUCGUCUUUCUGGUUACUCGUUGUCUUGUCCCAUCUGCCGCUUGCGUGAUCUGAAGUCAAUACUAAGACAAUGGGUCAUUCAACAGAGAAAGCCAUACUCGGCUGUGUCCGUACAGAUUGAUCGCAUGACCAGCGAGCAAUUCGAGGAAGACGACCUCAGUGGAAUCAUUGAUCUGGUUGAGGUCAUUCGCAUCCAAUCAUCUGGACCCACCGAAGCUGCCAGAGCUAUUCGUAAGAAGCUCAAGUAUGGUAAUGCUCAUCGCCAAAUCAGAGCUCUGACCAUUCUGGACGGUCUGAUUCAAAAUGCUGGAAACCGCUUCCAGAAGACUUUUGCUGAUGAGCCUUUGCUGGAGCGCCUCCGACUGAUGGUCAGAGACGACAUGGUCGAUGUCGACGUACGCAACAAGUGUAACGUGCUCUAUCGUCAAUGGGCUAUAGCCUACAAAGACACCCCUGGCCUCCACAACAUCGCAGCACUCUACAAGCAACUGCCUCAGAAGCCUCGCCCUCGUCAUAGUCAAGCGCAGUCCAAGGUCCUUCGCGAGACAGAAGCCGAUGCUCAUGAGGACCCUUCACCAACUCCUCCGCCUGCUCCUGCUCCUGCUGGUGGACACUCUCGUGGCCACUCACGAUCGAGCUCCGCUGUCAAUGCUUCAGCCUCGACCUCUCGCCCCGUCUCGCUCACUCCAACACCUCACUACUCUAUUCGCGACGCCGUCAAAGCAUCUACGAGAAAGAAGGACAAGAAUGCCACCACCACGAAAUUCGUUUUCGAAAAGGAAAAGCCGCAAAUGAUUCAAAAUAUAGCUCAAGCAUCAAUCGCCUCAACCAAUCUACUCAACGCCCUCCAACUCAUCAACCGCGAAAACGAGCGCGUCUCCGAGAACCCCGAGGUCAUGAACCGUUUCGAGACAUGCAAGUUGCUGAGAAGAAACAUCUUGAGAUACAUCCAAUUGGUUGAAAGUGACGAGUGGAUCGGAAGUUUGCUAUCGGCAAACGACGAAUUGGUGAAAGCACUCACCAGCUACGAGAUCAUGGACAGAUCACUCGAUGAUGACAGCGAUAGUGACGCUUGGGAACACAUGCCUGAACAUGGAUCACACACCACCAGUGCCGAAUCGCAGCUCGCUGGGCUGAAGAUUGAUGGAGAGGGAGCAGCACCACCUAAGCCCCCUCGACCUACCAACCUCGCUAUGCCCGCUAAACCUGACUUCGGUAAGGCGAGAGCAGAGGAAAGCGAUGAGAGCGAAAACGAGUACGNNAGGGAAGACGACGAGGACAACCCAUUCGGAGACUCCAACGCGGUUAAGACCCCUCAUGCGGAAAGACCAGGAAUGACCUGGAAGAACGUC